Molecule: messenger RNA, 4125 nt
Organism: Solanum tuberosum (potato)
Lineage: Eukaryota; Viridiplantae; Streptophyta; Magnoliopsida; Solanales; Solanaceae
Product: putative late blight resistance protein homolog R1A-3
Exons: 3
Coding region: 164-3949 (1261 amino acids)
Biological process (GO): defense response to other organism
Molecular function (GO): ADP binding
Source: RefSeq, a predicted model, not a curated record
GUUGUAUGGCCAUAUAUUCAAGCUAGUCUUCAUUAGCUUUAAGUUUUAUUGUUAGCUCUCUCAGAAAUCACAUAAUUUCCUUGUUAUUUUUCAUGGUUCUAUCAGCUUGGAAGUAAAGAAAAAAGUUGAAACAUCAAUCCUGUGGAAAUUGAAUCUGGCAUAAAUGGAAAAAGAAAAAUGGGUUAGAAGAAGAAGAAAGGAAUGCCUACCAUUUGAGGAAGAAAGAAGAAGAAUCAGGGAUCUUAUUGGUGAUUUCUUGAAUGGCUUGAAGAAAAUAAAGAAUGAAUUCAUUGCUUCAAAAUGGGAUGACAUUGAAGUGCUAAGAAUGGAAUUGAGAUUCUUAAAAACAUUUGUCCUGUUUGGGAAUUCGAAUUUGGAUGGCUUUGAUUACAAGAUAGACCAUAAUAUAGAAAAGUUCCAUUCUCUAACUGAUUUUAUUUUCAAUGAAGAUGAAUUUAUCCUAGCCAAAUACAACAUGGAUAGUCUUACGCCUUACCUGCUGAAAGAAAUCAAAAGUUAUUUGAGAUUGGAGAAUGUAGCCAUGAUGACUGAGGAAAAUAUGUUUGAAUAUAUGGACAGCCUCCUCAAGAACCUCCAUGAUCUACCAAAGUAUUCUUCUGAUUUGCUUCUACCCCUCAUGAGUGAAUACAAGAUUCUUCGGCAAGUAUGCAGACAUCUCAGACAUUUCUAUGAGUUGGAAUGCAACAAAAUUACAACAACAAAAUUUCUCUAUGCUCGGUACCAAAUGACAGUUGAUAGAGUAACACAAUUCUGUUUUGAUCUUUGGACUGGAAAGUAUAAAAACUAUACUUUCUUUGAUAACUAUGCCAUCUAUCGAUGCUCUUCCGAGAUCACUUUUCUACUCAUCGACAUAAUCCCUCUCGAGCUAGAGGUUCUAUACAUUUGUACUUCUAAGCUCAUCAAAGAAUCAAGGUCAAAAGAACUAGAAAGAUGUGUUAAGCAAAUCUUAAAAGCAUCUCCAAGGAUUCUUCAAAACUAUCUGAUUCUUCUCCAACAAGGCAUGGCAGGUGCACUUGCUGUCAAUUAUGCACCAACUCAAACAAUUAAUGUCAUGAUCGAGUUCCUGUUGAUCUUUCUCACUGAUAUACCAAAGCGAUUUAUCCAUCAUGAAAAAUUGAACGAUAUGUUGGCACAUGUUGGAGUACUUACAAGGAAAAUAACUAUUUUGGUGACCAAGAUGUUGGAGGAGAGCUCUGAGAAUAAUAUCAAUGAAGCGGACUUUUCAGCUUCAGACUUUUUGCAAGAAAUUGAACAAAUGAAGGGAGAUAUCAGACAGAUUUUUUUAAAAUCCCCGGAGUCAUCUCAACUUCGUUUUCCUAUGAAUGAUGGUUUCCUCUUCAUGAAUCUUCUACUCAGACAUUUAAAUGAUUUACUCAUUUCCAAUGCUUAUUCAGUUUCUAUCAUAAAAAAAGAAAUUGGGAUGGUGAAACAAAGCCUUGAAUUCCUAAGAUCAUCUUUUGGGAAAGUCAAAAAAACUAGUGGAGUAGUCAAAGAUUGUUGGUUGCAUGCUUUAGAUGUGGCAUAUGAGGCAGAACAUGUCAUUAAUUCCAUUCUUGUCAGAGAUAAAGCUCUCUCGCAUCUCAUCUUCUCACUUCCGAAUGUCAUUGAUAAGAUCAAUCUUAUCGUGGCACAAGUCACCACUUUACAGCUGGAGGAUAACAAUGGGGAUCACCACCUCCUUGAUGCAAAGUCUUCCGAAGAGACAAUUGAGUCAACCUCAUCAUCUUUUGUUGAGGUAACAGUAGGUCAUGAGGAAGAAGAAGCCCGGAUCAUCUGCCAGCUCCUUGAUGAACACGAAUCCGAGCUUGAUGUCAUUUCGAUUGUCGGAAUGCCAGGACUCGGUAAAACUACUCUGGCCAACAAAGUGUAUAAAAAUACAUUAGUUGCUACUCAUUUCAAUGUCCGUGCUUGGUGCACUGUUUCACAAAAGUAUAACAAGUCAAAGGUGCUGCGGGGGAUUCUUCAGCAAGUAACUGUCUCGGAAAAAAAAGAAAGUGAGGAUGACCUUGCUGAAAAUCUACGAAGAGCACUACUCGAUAAAAGGUACCUUAUCGUCUUGGAUGAUGUGUGGGAUAUUGAAACAGGGGAGAUGUUAAUAGCAUGUUUUCCAAAGGUUAAGAGAGGAAAUAGAAUUAUCUUAACCAGCCGAAGUAGUAAGGUAGGUUUGCAAGUCAAAUGCCAUAGUGAUCCUCUCCACCUUCAACUUUUAACACCUGAAAAAAGUUGGGAUUUAUUCGUAAAAAAGGUAUUUGGAGAUGAAGGAAGCUGCCCUGCUGAACUGUCAGAAGUUGGACACCAAAUAGUUGAGAAAUGUCAAGGACUUCCCUUGGCUAUUGUUUUGAUUGCUGGAGUAAUUGUUAGAGGAAAGAAAAAGGAAAAAGAUUUGUGGCUUCAGAUUGAACAUAAUCUGGAUUCCUUUAUUUCUUCAAACAACAAUUUGCAGAUGAUGAAGGUUAUGCAAUUAAGUUAUGACCAUUUACCAUACCACCUGAAGCCGUUGUUGCUUUACUUCGCAAGAUCUCAAAAGAACAAACGAACUCCAGUCUCUACAUUGAUGCAGUUGUGGAUGGCCGAAGGGUUGGUGGAUCAUGAUAGUUCAGAGGAAGUAACUCAAAGUUACUUGGAUGCUUUAAUCUCCAGUAGCCUGAUAAUGGUUGAUCAUAUCCCCUCCGAGAGUGUUUUGAUGAUGUCUGCAAUAAUCAAGGUUUGCUAUAUGCAUGAUGUUGUGCACGAUUUUUGUUCAGUAAAAGCGAAAAAGGAAAAGUUUUUCAAGUUAAUCAAUUCAGGUGAUCCAUUUCAUGCUUCGGAUUUCCUACACCGUCGUCUAACCAUUCAUACUGAUGACAGCCCAAUCCACAAAAGAUGUGUUUUGUUCAAUUCUAAUAAAUGUUCAGGUGGUAGUAAGCAUCUCAUAUCUUUGACAGUGAGUGGCUGGCUUGAUUACUCCAGUUACAUCUGUCACACAAGACACAUGAGACUUGUUAGAGUGUUGCAACUGGAUGGCAUUGUUCUGGAAGAUUCUUUAAUGGAAGAAAUAGGCUCCCUAUUUCAUUUGAGGUUCUUAAGAAUUCAGACUAGUAUAAAAACUAUCCCAGUGUCGUGGGUGAACCUCCAGAAUCUGGAAACUCUGUUGAUCAAUACAGAAAUAACCAUGGUAUUACUGCCCAGAAUAUUGGAACUGUCAAAGCUGAAAUAUGUGAGCAUUGACCAGAGUUCUUUCUUUGACGAAGAGGAUGCAGACGAAAGUAGAAUAUUGGAAGCUGAGAAUUCAAAGCUGACAAAUUUAUCCCAUGUUGAUAUCUCGUAUUCUGAAGGCACGAAUGAUGCUCUGAAGAAGUUCCCAAAUCUUCAACACCUUCAGUGCACCAUCAGGAUACCCAAGGAUCAUCCUACACAUGGCGAUUGGUUUCCCAAGUUUGAUGUCCUUAACAAACUUGAAUCACUCUUUGCAGAAUACCACAACCCAUGGAACGAUUAUGUUUAUCCCAAUGAAUAUCACUUCCCUAGCAGCUUGAAAGAGUUGCGGUUGUAUAAUUUUCUCGUGAGACCUGCUUUGUUGUCAGCAAUCGCGGAAUUGCCUCAGCUUGAAAUUCUGGAGUUUGUAGAGUCUAAUUUCGUGGAGGAUAAGUGGGAUGCAAGUGAGGACAUCUAUCGAAGUCUUAAGAUUUUGAGUUUGGUAUUAGCCAAAUUAUCAGAAUGGGAAGUUGAUAGGGAAACUUUUCCCAAGCUUGAGGAAUUAAUACUAGAAAAUUGUUACGAGCUUACGGAGAUCCCUUCUGUAUUUGGGGAUAUAGACACUUUAAAGUCUAUUCAAGUGGUUCAAAGUAAGCGUGAGGUUGGAGAUUCAGCCAUGGAAAUUAAGAAAGAUGUGGCAGCUUACACAGGAGAGGACAGACUUCAUGUCCAUAUAUCAGAUGUGUAUGAAUAAGAAGAGGAUGAAACAGAGUAAAGCGUUGGAAAUUUAGACAUUGCAGAUGGCUAGUAGGAUAGUGAGACGGUACGCAAGGCGGGGUGUUAUAGUAGCUGAUUUGAACUUGGUUUAGAGAUCGAAGGAGAUUAUUGGGUAAUGCCAACAUCCUGCUUAUGGCAAGGCCACGAGAGGCU